ACAGACGCAGACAGCACAGCAUUGGCUAGCUCUCUCUCCCCCACAGACACAGAAGCCAGCGAGUGUCUCACAACCAAAGCUAACAUAGCCUUAUUAACGUGACGAGAGGGAGACUCAGGGAGACACGACUGACUGUCUACUCUCAGGGAGAGGAGGAAGCAGGGGACACUUGACUUCCCAACACCCUGAUCCAGAACACCUGGAGGGAGAAAAUCGUUCCCUCUGCAUACACUGAGGAACACACAACAACAACAAGCCUGAGAAGAAGAAGAGAGGUCUUUCACUUUCCCUUUCUCUCUUUCUACCUCUCUCUCUCCUGCUGUGGAGCUCAUCUCUCCAGUCCCUCAAGGUGCUCUGCUGACCGGGUUUGACUGAUCUGCUGUCAUCAUGUCAGAUGGAGAGGAGUGUCUCUCUCCCAUCGGUCUGGACUGCUGCUCCUGCUGCCUGGACCUGGCCAACUGUGACGACCCAGCUAGAGGUGGGGGCCAAGGCAGAGGCCAAAGCACCCCUCUGAUGGGCAGCCCCACGUCGCUCAGCCACUUCCGCCAGUUCCGUGAGCAGCUGACGUUCCAGAACCAGAACGUGAACACAGACAAGCUGAACAGCAUGAUGAGGCUGGACUCUCUGGAGUCUGUGGUCAGAGACCCCUGUUACCUGCUCAACGAGGGCAUCUGCAACAGCAACAUCGACCAGACCACGCUGUCCAUCCUGCUGUUCUUCCACAGUGCCUCGGGUGCUAGCGUUGUUGCCAUUGACAACAAGAUAGAGCAGGCAAUGGAUCUGGUGAAGAACCACCUGAUGUAUGCAGUCAGGGAGGAAGUAGAGAUCCUCAAGGAGCAGAUCAGAGAGCUGGCUGAGAAGAACAACCAGCUAGAACGUGAGAACAGCCUUCUGAAGAACCUGGCCAGUCCAGAACAGAUGGAGAGCUUCCGCGAACGGGUUCCGUCCGACUCAGACGCUCUGGUCCCCCUGCGGCUGGACAACCAGUACCAGCAGCAGGCCCAGAUGGGACUCCAUAACCCUGACCAGUCCUGCCACAUCAGCGCUGGCUCUGCUGUAUAGGUGGCUCUUCCUUGGACCUCCAAUUGUAAAGUGAUCGUCGCCGCCAACUUCAGUGAAGCUGUCUGUAACAGAUGAUGAAACACACAAUUGAUGAAAAGCACACGAAAAGACGCUCUAACUAGCGGCUAUAGGCUGAAGCUAUACGCUAAGAUAAGCCCGUCCUACGACAUCUAGACUCUUUCUCUUUAGACAAAAGCGCUAAACGAGAGGGCUCACAUGUAGCCAGCUGGAGAACGCUUGCAUUGGGACAGAGGUGAGGCUCCGGCCUUCUGGGGCCAGGAGGGCCAACCCUUCAGCCAUUCUCUACCACCCCUACUACAGAGGGGGGAGAGGGCUAAGAGACGGGGCUGGCCCGGGGAUCUGAUCCUGGGGAUGCCUCUCCAUACCUCUCCUGGUCCAGCCAAGGAAAAAUAACAUAUUUUCUCAAGACAGAUGGCCCUCCAGUCUCCACUAGAUCCCCCCCAUUUAACUAGGCAAGUCAGUUAAGAACAAAUUCUUAUUUACAAUGACGGCCUAUCGGGGAACAGUGGGUUAACUGCCUGUUCAGGAGCAGAACGACAGAUUUUUUUACCUUGUCAGCUCGGGGAUUUGAUCCAGCAACCUCCCAGUUACUGGCCUAACGCUCUAACCACUAGGCUACCUGCUACCUGAAAUCCAUGUGGAGUUCUUCUAACUGCUGAUAGUACAAGCUCUGAGUAGUUAGAAAAUAUCUCAACCAUCUUGUGAGUCUUUCCACCUGACACCAUCUACUGAUAUUCUCUGUCAAUAUUCCUUAAGAAGAAGCAACGUGUCUUUAGGAAACCAAACCGGAGCUCCAGUUGAACGAGUAGAGGAGAAGGAGGAUCUAGGAGAUCCUGGACUGUUGCUGGGAGAGAGAGGCUUGUUGCUUCUCUUUCUCAACCUCGCUGGUGAUAGGAGAUGCUGGACUGUUGCUGGGACAGAGAGGCCUGUUGCUUCUCUAUCUCAACCUCGCUGGUGAUAACUGAUUACCAUAAUCAUGAUUCAGAACAUCAUUACUUGUAUUCUUUGCAGUUGGGGUGUGCUGCUUUUUGGGGAAAAUCCUGCUAUUUCACAUUUGUUUUGUGAUUCUGAACAAAAUGGAAUGCUUGUUAAUAGGAGCAUUGUAACUGUUCAGUUAAAUGAUGUAUUAUGGGGAUGGAAGUAUCUACUACCCAGAAUGCCUAGCUCUGUACAUUUUACUAACAUGUUCAGAGUAGUGGGCUGGAGAUGAAUUUGAGCAGCUGAUUUUUUUUCUCUAAAGGCUGUGAAUGCGAUCCUGACCUAGCAGACAUGUUCUGCGUGUUCAGAUGCCAACCUCAACUUGAAUCAAUGGCAUGACUCUAGGUGCCUAUCUCCAGAAGAGGAAUAACACAGUUCCACAAUGGACAAUUUUGUGUUUUCUAACUACCAAAGACUUUGUCUCAUUCCUACUCCAAACGAAACCAAGCAACCUGGACCAUGUGUACAUCGUUCACAGGGAGAACUCUUGUCAGCGUGUGUUUUUGUUUUGAUAAACGUUGGUUAUUGUUGCUGGUAUUGUGUCCCUGAAACAGGUAUUUGUAAUGAUGGAUGCAAAAUGUCCAUUUGCAAUAAACCUUCUGUUUACACUAAACGCCA
Molecule: messenger RNA, 2679 nt
Organism: Oncorhynchus mykiss (rainbow trout)
Lineage: Eukaryota; Metazoa; Chordata; Actinopteri; Salmoniformes; Salmonidae
Product: TSC22 domain family protein 3
Biological process (GO): regulation of transcription by RNA polymerase II; negative regulation of activation-induced cell death of T cells
Source: RefSeq, a predicted model, not a curated record